ACGUGAUCUUGCCACGUGUGAAGCCUUACAGUAGACCACCCUACAUCAGAUCCCUUCACCCCCUCUCAAAAGCACACCACCAAAACCCUAAAAACCUUAAUAAACACAACAAAACCAACGCCGCGUUCUCCCUCUCCACUUCUCUCUUCGCUCACAAACCUUCAUCUGCUGCAAUGGGGAAAGGAACAGGGAGUUUUGGUAAGAGAAGGAACAAGACCCACACUCUUUGUGUGCGAUGUGGCCGCCGCAGUUUCCAUCUUCAGAAGAGCCGCUGCUCUGCCUGUGCUUACCCCGCCGCUCGCACCAGGAAAUAUAACUGGAGUCAGAAGGCAAUCAGGAGGAAGACAACCGGAACUGGACGUAUGAGGUACCUCCGCAAUGUUCCACGCCGUUUCAAGACCGGUUUCAGAGAGGGUACUCAAGCUGCACCAAGGAAGCUAGGAGCAGCUGCAUCAGCUUAAACAAAGUGAAAGUUUCAGAGGGUUUGGUUUGGAUACUUCGAGCAAUUACCUCUAUUUUUGCAUCUUAAGUCUUCCAACUUUAGCCUUUUUUUUCUUAAGAAUUUGGAGACAUUGUAUUGUGAUCAGAAGAAUGAUAGUACUGGUUUUUUGUUUCUAUUUACAAUGUGGUAGUUUUAAAUUUUUUUGAGGUUAAGUGAUGAGAUUAUUACUAGUUUCGAAAUUUAUUAUGCGUGUGAGUUAUCUUCUA
This is a messenger RNA of Spinacia oleracea (spinach), 708 nucleotides long. Its product is annotated as 60S ribosomal protein L37-3. Bases 174 to 461 code for a protein of 95 amino acids. Lineage: Eukaryota; Viridiplantae; Streptophyta; Magnoliopsida; Caryophyllales; Amaranthaceae. The transcript is spliced from 4 exons. The record is from RefSeq and is a predicted model, not a curated record. Gene Ontology annotation, biological process: translation. Gene Ontology annotation, cellular component: cytosolic large ribosomal subunit; ribosome. Gene Ontology annotation, molecular function: structural constituent of ribosome; RNA binding.